Nicotiana attenuata is the source of this 3269-nucleotide messenger RNA. RefSeq names its product putative pentatricopeptide repeat-containing protein At1g77010, mitochondrial. Gene Ontology annotation, molecular function: RNA binding; protein binding. The transcript has 5 exons. Bases 309 to 2366 code for a protein of 685 amino acids. Gene Ontology annotation, biological process: RNA modification. The record is from RefSeq and is a predicted model, not a curated record. Lineage: Eukaryota; Viridiplantae; Streptophyta; Magnoliopsida; Solanales; Solanaceae.
UGAGAAUCCUUUUUCUUCUCCUUUUAAUUAUAAUAGAUAGAUGGAUAAUUUGGAGAGUGUGAUUUAGCUCUAAGGCCGUGUCACUAAAAACAGUACCCCAGUUUGUUUUGCAUAUUUUUGGAAUUUCCAUAAAAACUACACACACCUGGAAUUGUUUAAGCAAAAACUAAACAUUUUGAUAAGAAAAAUUCGGAUGUUUAUAUGACAUCUUUGAGUAAUUACUAAUAGGUUGGAGGAUGGGUAUUUGGAUGAAAGUUUUGAUGCACCUCCAAAGGAAGAAAGAAUAAUAGAGAGUCUCAUAUCCUUAGAUGGAGCUAGACUUGCAAUCCUGCGCUCGACUGCUCAAUACAAUCAACACCCGCCAAUCUCUUCCAAAGGGGAAGCAACUCCAUCUUGUUUUCCUCAAAAGAGGCAUCCUCAACUCUGCUCUCACAAUAGCCAAUCGCCUUCUUCAGAUGUACGCUAAGUGUGGACAAAUGACCGAUGCAAAAUUACUGUUCGACGAAAUGUCUCAGAGAAAUUGCUUCACUUGGAAUACCAUGAUUGAAGGGUACAUGAAAUGGGGAAAUACAAACAACUCUCUGGACUUGUUUCGUUCGAUGCCUUCCAAGAAUGAAUUUUCUUGGAAUGUAGUCAUUCUUGGCCUUGUCAAAGCUGAGGAGUUGGGUGUUGCUAGAAGACUAUUGCAUGAAAUGCCACGUAAGAACGAAAUAGUUUGGAAUUCACUUAUUCAUGGGUAUGCUAAAACGGGGUUCCCUGGUGUGGCUUUAUGCUUAUUUAAGGAGUUUAUAGACUGGGAUUUUCAUGAAAUGUGUGGUACAUCACGUAUAGAUUCGUUUGUUUUGGCAACUGCAUUAGGGGCUUGUGCUGACACGAGAGCUGUCGAUUUAGGGAAGCAAAUUCAUGCUCGUACUAUAGUCGAUGAAGUUGAAGUUGAUUAUGUGUUGGCAAGUUCUUUAGUUAACAUGUAUGGAAAGGGUGGUGAUUUGGAUAGCGCGAGUUACAUUUUAAACAGAAUGCAGAACCCUGAUAACUUUUCCUUGUCAGCAUUGAUAUCAGCAUAUUCAAACUGUGGUAGAAUGGAUGAUGCUAGAAAGAUCUUCAAUCUUAUAACUGAUCCUUGUAUUGUAUUAUGGAAUUCCAUGAUAGCAGGGUACGUGGCAAGCGAUAAAGUGUCAGAGGCAUUAUUGCUUUUUGAGGAGAUGCACAGAGAGGGAGUUAUAGCGGAUUCCUCUACAUUAGCUAGUGUAUUGAAUGCAUGUGCUAGUGCACAUUCCCUUAAAAAUUGUUUGCAAAUGCAUGCUUAUGGUUGUAAGUUUGGACUGCUAGAUGAUCUUAUCGUUGCUAGUGCUCUAGUUGACACAUAUGCUAAAUGUGGACGUCCUGAUGAAGCUGCCAAUGUUUUUAAUGAACUCAAAAUACAUGACACGGUCUUGCUAAAUUCUAUGAUUACCAUUUAUUUUAGUUGCUACAGAAUUGAAGACGCGAGACAAUUAUUUGAGUCAAUGCCCUAUAAGAGCUUAAUAUCUUGGAAUUCCAUGUUAAUUGGUCUUAGUCAAAAUGGUUGUCCAGUUGAAGCACUGGAUCUUUUCUGCAGGAUGAAUAGGAUGGAUUUUAAGAUGGACAAAUUUAGUUUUUCAAGUGUGAUCAGUGCCUGUGCAAGCAUUGCAUCAGUUGAACUUGGUGAACAGAUUUUUGCCAGAGCUGUUAUCAUCGGUAUUGAUUGUGAUAAAAUAAUUUCUACCUCCUUGAUUGAUCUUUACUGCAAGUGUGGUUUUGUUACUGAUGCCAGGAAGCUCUUUAACCAAAUGAUGAGAUCCGACGAGGUUUCAUGGAAUUCUAUGUUGAUGGGUUAUGCUACAAACGGUUAUGGAAAUGAAGCAUUAAAUCUAUUCCACGAAAUGAGAAGUGCAGGUGUUUUGCCAACAAAUAUCACAUUUAUUGGAGUCUUGUCUGCCUGUGAUCAUUGUGGUCUACUGGAAGAGGGAAAAAGAUGGUUUUAUUCAAUGAAUUAUGAUUACCACAUUGAUCCAGGGAUUGAACAUUACUCCUGUAUGGUAGAUCUUUAUGCACGAGCAGGAUGUCCUGAAGAAGCAGUAAACCUAAUUGAAAAGAUGCCAUUUGAGGCAGAUUCAGGCAUGUGGUUAUCCAUUUUGAGAGGAUGUGUAGCUCAUGGUAAUAAGAUACUAGGAGAGCUGGUGGCCAAACGCAUUAUAGAGCUUGAUCCUGAGAAUUCAGGUGCUUUUGUGCAGUUAUCAAACAUAUUUGCUACAUCUGAGGACUGGGAAAGAUCUGCUUUUGUCCGGAGGCUGAUGACAGAAAAGAAAAUCUAUAAAAGUUCUGGUCGAAGUUGGAGUGAUAUGUAAGAAGCGCAUAGGUUCAGGUCUCUGGAUAGUUAUUAUAGCAGUGGGAGAAGUGCUGUGAGGUUCUUGAAAUCUUGGAAUUGUCUAGAUGCAUAGAUGAGGAGUUCUUAGCUGUUCCCAUCACUAAGGGAGAUAAAAAUGAGUUUCAGAAAUUUGCCGGGGGACUCUAUACGACUACAGUUGAGAUUGGCGUAGUGAUCAUGGGGAUGAUAAAAGCCUGGUCUUACCUCGUAUAGUAGCAGCAACUCAUGUAAUUGUUGCUCCUAUUCCCUUCAAUGGAUGCUGACACUAAAGGGAUCUUUGAUGCUUGUGUUGCCAUGGUUAAAAACUUGAAUGUAUCAGGUAUUCAUGCUAAGGCAGACUUAAGAGACAACUCUUAACUGGAUGGAAAUAUUCACUGGUAGAAUGGAGGGGGGUUCCUCUUAAGAUGAUUGAACUUGGACCAAACGGCCUUGCAAACAACCAGGUAAGAGCUGUUCGACACCACAUUGCAGCCAAAACAGAUAUUUGUGUGGCUAAUCUAGUCGAACAAGUAAAAGAUAUCCUCGCCUCUGUCCAAUAAAAUCUAUUUGCUGUUGGAAAAUAAAAGCGAGAUGCUUGCCUUCAGGUUGAAAGAACCUGGGAUGAAUUUGUGGAAGCACUGAACAAAAAGAUAUUGGUCUUGGCUCCUUGGUGGUUAUGAGACCAUAUCCAUACUUCACUUCCAAGGUUCUACCUCAAAUGCAUGGCCUCAAUGUUUUCGCAGAUUUGGUCGUGGUAUAAGUGAUUGAUCAAGUUUGAGCAUGCCCUCAAAUUAUAAAUUCAACAAGUUCAAAAUUUUUAGUACUUUCAUAAGUACCUCUAGAGGGCAAAAGUAGUACUACUAUAUAUCUUUUACAGCGAAUACAAAAACAGAAAGGGAGAACA